CGGGAAAACGUGUUUUUGUAGUUUUGUCAGUUUUCGUAUGUGACAAAAAUGAUAUUAUUUUUAGGUUUGUAAUUUGUGAAUUACAUUAGGGGCAUAAUAGACAUUAUACCAUUUUGAAUGAACCAUCUCCAUUCAAAUGAUCCAAAUUGGUUCAGCUGAAUGGACUUUAAAAUUAAGCCUAAAUUUUCAAAAGUCAUCCGAAUGAUCCGUCUGAAUGAGUUGCACUUUUAGUGUCUAAACAAACAAAUCUCUCAUUUUCAUCCAAAUGACUUAUCCAGAUGGAGAAACAAACAGGCCCCAAAUAUAUUUUAGACUUAGGGUAUGAAUGAUGACCAGGGAACGGCGAGGAAUAAUGCAUUCCCUAACGUUCCUGAAAAAAAUCACCAUUCACAAGGAAUAAUAAUUCUCUCUCAUUCCCUUUCAUUCCUUUAUUUUGUAGAGAAUUAAAGAACAAAAGUAUUCCUUGUUAAAAGUGAUAAGGAACGACAAUUUAUUUUCAUUUCUGCUAUUUUAUUCCCGAAUAUUCUUUUUUAAUCUGUUCCUCUUGUUUCCCGAAUGGUCACCAGUCAGACCCUUACUAUUUUUUUAGUUAAAUUUUAUGCUGCUAUGUAAGCUAAAUUGACAUCAUAAUUAAGUGAUAUUUAAGUUAAAAUUUUUUUAUACUAAUACAAACUUAAGAUUACCACUUUUAAAUGUUUCUCUAUUAAUAUAUAACGGAUAGUUUUGCAGAAAAAUAAAAAUAACUUAUAUUAAGGGUGAAAUAGGAACUACAACUCCAUUUAUCUCUUUUUAUUUUUUUGAUCAACACUCCAUCAUCUUUCUCACGGUGCGAAUUGAAUGAUACUUCUUUUUCGCGUGCGGCUAAUAAACCCUACAUUUGAAAGAUCAACGGUCGCUACAAAAAGACAAAACCCAAAGACGACUCCGAGUUUCCACUGCAAAGCUUCGAGCUUCGAGAGCAAAACGAUGUCCCAUUCUUCUGCGCCUCGGAUGAGAAAAUGUCGGCAGACAAAAAAAGAAGAAGAAGAACCCCUUGGAGGAGAUAUGGAGGAUCUCUUCAGCGAAAAGGAGACCGAGAACAUCAGAUUGUCUCUGCUUGGUUGGUACGAUGAGAAUCAGCGAGAUCUUCCAUGGAGGAAGACAAGGAGCGAGACUGAAAAGGAGAGAAGGGCUUAUGAGGUUUGGGUAUCGGAGAUUAUGCUGCAGCAAACUAGGGUUCAGACUGUAAUGGAGUAUUACAAACGAUGGAUGCAUAAAUGGCCCACCAUCUACGACCUUGCUCAUGCUUCCCUUGAGGAGGUAAACGAAAUGUGGGCAGGUUUGGGGUACUAUCGACGGGCACGUUUUCUUUUAGAGGGAGCAAAGAUGGUUGUUGCAGAGAAGGAGGGCUUUCCUAAUAAAGCGUCUAGCCUUAUGAAAGUUAAAGGAAUAGGAGAAUACACGGCCGGAGCAAUUGCCUCCAUUGCUUUUAAUGAGGUGGUACCUGUUGUUGAUGGUAACGUGAUUAGAGUGCUUGCCAGGGUAAAGACUAUCUCAGCUAAUCCGAAAGACCGGCUUACUGUCAAGAAUUUCUGGAAACUAGCUGCACAACUUGUGGAUCCCUCACGUCCUGGAGAUUUCAACCAAUCUCUGAUGGAGCUUGGUGCGACUCUAUGCUCCGUAUCAAAGCCAAGUUGCUCUUCUUGUCCUAUUUCCAGCCAGUGCCGUGCAUAUUCUCUUUUCCUGGAAAACGGAAGCAUUCCCGUGACAGAGUAUCCUACAAAAGUGGUCAAGGCCAAGCCAAAGCUCGACUUCUGUUGCGUAUGUGUUUUGGAAAUACUGAUACAGGAGAACAACCGCUCAGGAGGUAGAUUUGUUCUUGUAAAGAGACCCGAAGAGGGUCUGCUUGCUGGUCUUUGGGAGUUCCCAUCUGUUAUAUUGGAUAAGGAAGCUAGUGUGGCAGCAAGGAGGAAGGCGAUCAAUCUCUACCUUAAAGAAGCAUUUCAUCUAGAACCCAAGGAAACAUGCACUGUAGUCUCAAGGAAAGAACUUGGAGAGUUUGUCCACAUCUUCACACACAUACGUCGAAAAAUUUAUGUGGAGCUAUUAGUCGUACAACUUGCAGAAGGGGGAACAAUUGAUAUGUUCAAAGAUGAGGCAAAGGACACUAUGACAUGGAAGUGUGUGGACAGUGAUGUUCUUUCUACCAUGGGACUGACAUCGGCUGUAAGAAAGGUGUAUUCAAUGGUUGAAGCACACAAGCAAGAUUUAUCUGUCUCAUCAAAUAGAACAGCCAUUUCCAGGAAACGAAGAAUCACAUGAUCUUCUUCUCACAAUUGUCUGUAUGUAUUGUGUAGCAUUUGGAUAUCAAAGGCAUCAAAGACGGGAAACACUUUCGAUUUUUUUUCAAAAAAAAAAAAAAAAGCCCAGAAACACUUGUGAUCUUGUUUUCUUGUUAGCGUUGGUACUCUCAUAAUAUAUUUGUGUUAGUUCUUGAUUAUAUAAGCAAUAUUUAUAAGCCUCAGGUUGUUUCUUACUAAGGUUUUGAUUAUCUUCUAAGUAGGAAUUUUUUAAUCUUUACUUUAGUUUCUGUUAAAUUCAUUAUGCUUUUGCUUCAUUCGAUUUAAGGUCUACCAAGUUGAAUCAGUCUGAAUUUUCUUAAAAAUAAAACAUUAGCUACGUUUAAACAAGUCAUGUCCAAGCUCGAGUUCCACUUCUCAUUUAACAAACCUGAUAGAUUAUAGCUAUCUGUAACUCGGGAAUGAAAAGAAAGACUAGAUUUAUUGAUUCAAGCUUGUUUGUAAGAUUCGUUUUAGAAUCUCAUAUCGAUUAUUUAACUUAUCAACGAUCUUUUAGCGAUUGUAAGCAAAGAGUCAUCACGUCUCUAAGCUUAACAACAAGCAUAAAAGAUACUCGUACAUUCUCUCACACUUAAGUAAACAAACACUCUUCACAUCUUCCACUUGAUCUAGCCGCAGCCCUCCGAGUCAAUCCAUAUCUUUCAUUUCCUCAUUAAUAUUAAAAUCUCCAAUGUCUCCAGCCACAUCAGCCUCUGUUUUUCUUCUGAAGCAGUUCAUUUUUCCUUUGGGGCUAAUACACAUUUUAAUUUUUUUUUUGUAACACACACAUUUUAAUUUUUUUUGAUCAACUCACACACAUUUUAAUAUUUAUCAAUACUUCCUCCAACAAAAUCAAGCUUGCCCUCAAGCUUUUAAUGUGGAAACUAAAUGAUAUAAUCUCGAUAAGAAACCAUGAAUUCUCUUUUUUUUAUAUCAAACCCAUGAGUUCUUUAAAAUCUGAUUUUCAAUCCAACUAAUUAACUAGAAGCUCCAAUACUCCAAAUUGAUCAUAGCGCUUAUCCACCACCUAAUCGAGUUCCAACAACGAUUGUACAUUGCCUUCACACACCACUAGUAGCUCCACCACCCGUUCAUGCUGGCCCAAAGCACGCUUGAGUUGAGAAACAUGAAAGACAGGGUGGAUGCGAAACUCUUCUAGUAAACUCUGUCUAUAUAGGCUGCAGGUCCCACUCUCUCCAACACUUGAUAGGGAUUGGGAUACUAACCUCUUACAAGAUUAUUUCCAUUAUGACGACCUCUUAUCCUCUGGUUGAGACAUAGUAAUAUAUGGUCCAUAGAUGGCUAUGCAUGGAACCAUAAGAAAUCAGAAUUUUAUUUCGUUAAAUCUGGAUACCACUCCCUACGAAAGCAUAACCUACGAAGUGUCCACACUCAGGUUGUCCAACUAAAUAAUACUGGUUCACAUAGCCUUGUGUGGAGCUUGAAGGCUCCAGAAAGAUGAAACACUUUAUGUGUUAACCGCUCACAGGAUGUAUUGCUGACUAGGGGUGAGAAAAAAAAAAAACAAACCCAACCAAACUAACCGACCCAACCAAAUCCAAACCGAUCCAAACCAAACCAAAGUAUAUGUCCAAACCAUUUGGUUCAAAAUUUUAUCAACCCAAAUGGUUUGGAUUGGUUUGGUUUGAAACCGAACCAAACCAAAAAAUCGAAACGUUUUUUUAUUAGAUUAAUUAAAUAUAAUAAUAAUAAUAAUAAUAAUAAAAUUUAAUACAUUUAAUCAGUUAAC
Brassica rapa (field mustard) is the source of this 4068-nucleotide messenger RNA. Its product is annotated as adenine DNA glycosylase. The record is from RefSeq and is a predicted model, not a curated record. Gene Ontology annotation, molecular function: purine-specific mismatch base pair DNA N-glycosylase activity; adenine/guanine mispair binding; 8-oxo-7,8-dihydroguanine DNA N-glycosylase activity. Gene Ontology annotation, cellular component: nucleus. Gene Ontology annotation, biological process: mismatch repair; base-excision repair. Lineage: Eukaryota; Viridiplantae; Streptophyta; Magnoliopsida; Brassicales; Brassicaceae.